Messenger RNA from Micromonas commoda, 429 nucleotides. The record is from the annotation of a RefSeq genome assembly. NCBI's taxonomy places the organism in Eukaryota, Viridiplantae, Chlorophyta, Mamiellophyceae, Mamiellales, Mamiellaceae.
AUGGAAGUUUGUAUUGUAAAACCGGAUCGAAUUUUUUUUAAAGAAGAAGCUGAAGAAUUACUUCUUCCAACAAGUACUGGAUAUAUCGGAGUUCUUAAAGAACACGCACCACUUGUAACAGGAUUAGAUAAUGGAGUACUUGCAGUUCGCCAAGGAACUUCAUGGAAAAUUCUCGCACUUCUUGGUGGUUUUGGUGUAAUUAAAGAAGACCGAGUAAAUAUCCUUUGUCGAGAUGUUGAAGAUGCCGCUGAAAUUAACGUUGAAGAAGCAGAACGCCGUGUAGCAGAAGCUCGCACAGGUAUGGAAAAAGCUGAAUCACGUAAAAUCUAUAUUGAAAACCAACUUACGUUUGAUCGUGAGCAGGCGCGUAUUGAAGCGCACACAAUGUGGAAAAACUCAGCAGGUGGACCACCUACAUUUGGUGGGUAA